AUGAGCUUGCAGAUGGCCGGGUCAGCUUCAUGGCCUCUUGUCGGGGUCCUCGUGGCCGUGUUAUUCAUCUGGCGACGGGGUCAGCCCUCCACUCUGAAGCAUAUCCCAACGGUGAGGUACAAUCGUUACCUCCCUGACUUGAUCAACAGAGUCAUGUACUAUCCAAAGGCCGCUUCGAUGAUCAAAAUGGGCUAUGACAAGUUCAAGGAGACCCCAUUUCGCAUGCUCACAGCCGACGGAGAAGUCAUUGUCCUGCCUAUCAAAUAUCAAGAAGAGUUGAGGAAAUUGGGUCCGUUGAAACUCAGUUCUCUACAUGCACAAUACGAAAAUGCGCUGGGCCAAUACACCAACAUCAUCAUCGAUAGUUACAUACCAGCAACAACCGUUCGGAAGAAGUUGACUCCAGCUCUAGCCCGCAUCGUGCCUCAUGUUAUCGACGAACUACGCGACGCUUUCAAUGCAGUCCUCCCCGACUGCGAAGACACAUGGUUCAAAAUCGAUCCAAACGAACUCUUCACCCGCCUGAUUGCCCUAGCCACCUCACGCGUAAUGGCGGGCGAAGUCCUCCGCCGCAACGAAGAAUGGCUCAAUCUCGCAAGCAGCUAUCCAAGAAACGUCGGGUUAGCCGUGAUCCUCCUGCGCCCCUUCCCAGCUUGGCUCCGACCCCUGGUAGCGAUCUUCCUACCACCAGUUCGUCAAAUGAAACAGCAACUACGCUUCGCAAAGGAUCUGUUUGUGCCUAUGAUUCACGAACGCAAACAAGCAGCGACGGAUCCGGCUUAUACAAGCCCAGAUGACUUUUUGCAGUGGAUGAUAGAUCUAGGUGAUGAAAAAGGCGAAACACUUGAUCCAGAGAUCUUGGCACAUCAUAUGCUCCUCCUCGUCACGCUGGCUGUUGUCCAUACCAGCUCUAUGGCUUUGCAUCAUAUUCUUCACGAUUUAAUUGCUAUGCCGGAGUACUUGGAGCCGUUGCGCGAGGAAAUCAAGAGGACUCUGCCGGAUGGUUGGUACAAGGGGACCAAGACUGCGCUGUCGGAGCAGCAUCGGUUAGACAGCUUUAUGCGAGAGUCGCAGCGGCUCAAUCCGCCUGGUGAAUUGUCCGUCCAUCGCAUCGUUCGAGAAGAGAUUCUCCUCCACGACGGUCUUGUGCUACCCGUUGGGACACAUGUUUGUUUUGCUGCUGGUCCAAUCAGCAAGGAUAUCAAUUUUCUUCCAGACCACCCAGAAGCCUUUGACGGAUUCCGAUGGUGUCGAGAGUCACAGGACCGUUACGCAUUGUCUCCUGAGUUGGCUGCGUCCCAUACUGUUUCGAACGGCGACGAAAAAGAGAAGAAAGCUACCGAGAAUAUGUUGGCUACCCCUGCCAGUUUCGUUACAAUCAGUCCGACGAACAUGCAUUUCGGAUUUGGGGUCCAGGCUUGUCCCGGACGAUUCUUCGCGGCGAAUACACUGAAGGCCAUUCUGAGUCGUAUUAUUCUCGACUUUGACUUCAAGGUGGCUGGAAAUGGGAGACCCGCGAACAUUCAUGUUGGAGAGCAUAUCUUGCCGAGUAUCAAUUCGCAGGUGCUGUUUCGAAAGAGGGCCAUCGACAUUUAG
Penicillium nucicola is the source of this 1596-nucleotide messenger RNA. RefSeq names its product cytochrome P450. NCBI's taxonomy places the organism in Eukaryota, Fungi, Ascomycota, Eurotiomycetes, Eurotiales, Aspergillaceae. The transcript is spliced from 6 exons. Gene Ontology annotation, molecular function: oxidoreductase activity, acting on paired donors, with incorporation or reduction of molecular oxygen; heme binding; monooxygenase activity. The coding region runs from base 1 to 1596 and encodes 531 amino acids. The record is from RefSeq and is a predicted model, not a curated record.